AUGAAAACGAUUGGAACAUAUCCAUAUGGUUCGUAUAGUUUAGUUAUGGCAUAUGCAUCUAAACGUCGAUUAUAUUAUAAUGUAAUUGAGUCAACAUUAUAUGCUGUCAAUGUUGAUACAGGAAAUCUGGAUGUUAAUAUACAAAUACCAAAUGAUUAUGUAAUAUAUGCACUAGACUAUGAUUCUAUCAAUGAUCGUUUAAUUGCUCUAGUGUAUUCUUCGUCAAUUACAAACGGUUGGGUUUUAACUCAAUUGAUAAUAACAGCAGAAAAAGAAAUACAAUUCAAUCGUAUUGGUAAAACCGUAAUUCCAUUUGAGAAAUAUCUAUGGACAACAACAUAUACAAUAAAUUCAAACGAACAUUCAUGGAUGACAAUAUGGAGUGUUAAAAAUUCAAAUACUAGUAUUUUUAUCUCAUUUAAUAUCGAUAAUGGAGAAAUAAUCGAAAAAUGGGAAAUAAGUUCAAAGGAUCUUGGUAAUUUAGUUUGUUUCAAUUAA
Molecule: messenger RNA, 498 nt
Organism: Rotaria sordida
Lineage: Eukaryota; Metazoa; Rotifera; Eurotatoria; Philodinida; Philodinidae
Source: the annotation of a GenBank genome assembly